This is a messenger RNA of Xyrichtys novacula (pearly razorfish), 33124 nucleotides long. NCBI's taxonomy places the organism in Eukaryota, Metazoa, Chordata, Actinopteri, Labriformes, Labridae. The record is from the annotation of a GenBank genome assembly.
AAGGGAUAUUCAGGUGUAAAAUAAAUUAAGGGUCAAACACACCGUAACACCGAGCUAGACACCCCCUCAAGAGAUGAAUGUUGCUGACCACCUGCUUCUCUAGUCAUACCAACUUUAGUAACGACCGCAGGAUAGAAAUACACAACGGUCUGAGGAGCCAUGAACAAACCUCAACCAAAACGCCACUAUAGCCACAAAUAAUGCUCAGAACAGCACCUAACUUCAUCAACAGUACAAAUAGGGUCCCAGCCACAGAACUAGCCACCAAACAUCUUUUUAGCUUUGCCUAAUUUCUUUCACAAAGAGACUAUACACAACUCACCUGCACUCUUCCAGCAGCCGCUUGCUUGUCCAUUAAGGACUUCGGCAGGGUGACACAGCUCAAGGAAGAACAUUUAUGAUCAUUUCUUUAUCAUUUCUUAAAAGUAAUAAUCACAUCAAACAUUUUGCACUGCAGACACGGUAGUUCUUCUGUCUUAACGUCUCGGUCUGAUUCCAUUUCCACGAAGAAACUCCACUGCACUCAGUGAUUGACGGAGUGCAGUCGAUCACUGAGCCCCCACGAACAAGUGGCUACUGCAAGAGAGUAGGUGAGUUAUGUUUAGUCCCUUUGCUAAAGAAAUCAGGCAAAGCUGAAAAUAUGUUUGGUGGCUAGUACUAUGGUUGGGACCCUAUAUGUACUGUUGAUGAGAUUAGGUGCUGUUCUGAGCAUUAUUUGUGGGUAUAGAGUGGCGUUUUGUUUUGGUUGAGGUUUGUUUACGGCUCCUCAGACCGCUGUGUGUAGCUAUCGUGCGGUCGUUACUAAAGUUUGUAUAACUCGAGAAGCAAGCGGUCAUCUCUUGGGGGGGUGACUAACUUGGUGUUCCUGUAUGUUUGACCCUAAAUUAAUUUUCCGCCAGAAUAUCCCUUUAAGGCAGGUGAGUGUAGUAUUUAAGCUCUGUCACUACAGAGCCGUACUGAUGAAGUUGAAUUAUACAAGGUCUCCUCUGAGAAAAAGUAUUUUCUGGAUGGCAGCAUUAUGUGGUUUACUCUUUGCAUGGUGAUGUAGCAACAAGCUGUUGCGUCUUGGAGCAAUUUAGGGCCAAAACAGUGAUUUCCACAGAAGAGACAUGUCUGUUUAUGAUGUAGAGCUACUUUAGAACCCUAGAUAAUUAUUUGGAUAUUGCAUUAUUUGCUCCCGCAGUCUGUCACAGUCUGUAGUACAUUCUGAAACAUUCUGAAAACCUUCAAUUUACCAUUUUUACCAUGGAUAAUGGUAAAUGAGAUAGAUAGAUAGAUAGAUAGAUAGAUUAAUAAAGUAUCUGUCUGUUUGUCUGUCUAAUUAACCAUUUUUACCACGGAGCCUGAACGCACCAUUGAUGGGGGACGGCGGGUUCAGCGUUAAAUCCCUCCCCGGAUUUGACAACACGCACGCACCUUGAAUGCUUGUAAACAGAAGCUCACACGUGACACCCAGAGCCGAGUCGCGCGACCGCAUUGUCUGUGAACGGACAAAGAGCGACACAGUCAGCGCUAUCACCGAGCGCGAGCCCCGUCCAGGUUAACGGUCAGGUGCCAUGACAACGGACAUUCUCUGCCCCGACAUGAAGCCGAGGCUCCUCCGUCCGUGUAACCGCCGCGUCCGAGCUAGUUUGACCGUCUAAAGAGCUCCAUGUCCGGACCGCUCGGAGGGGUAACGACGUUAGCUGCGUUUUCACCAGCAGCUCAGCGGGGUAAACAAAGCUGGGCAGCCUUUGUUCCAGCUCUUAAUUUAACUGACCGCCGCAGCUGCACCAAAUCUCACUUUAAAAAGCUAACGUUUAAUGUUAGCUAAUCCUAGUUAGCCGUAGCCGUUAGCAUCGAAGGUUUCCAGGCGAACGUUAAUCUACUUGUCUUGUUUUACUGGCUGGAUGAGAUGUCUUUCACCAUGGAGGAUAACUUAGAGUCCGGAUGGGUUUCCGUCCGGCCGAAAGUCUUCGACGAAAAAGAGAGGCAUAAGUUCGUGUUUAUCGUGGCCUGGAACGACAUCGAGGGAAAGUUCGCCAUAACCUGCCACAACAGAACCGUGCAGAGACGGAGCACUCUGCUGGACCUCGACAGCACCAUACCCGCUGCUGCUCCGGCUGCCCCCGUGGCAGAAACACGCACAAAAAGUCCCCUCAAAACAAAGACGGUUGAAGUCUGUCAGACGGGUAAAGUUAGACCCCACUCUGUGCCCAAAGGAAAAGCCCAAACAAAGCCUGUAAAAGUGUCAAAAACAUCCGAGUGUAUCAGCACCACGCUUGGUUCAUGGGACAUAGUGACACCUAAAGUAUUAGACAUGGAGAUCCUGGAUCCAGUGGAUGUCCUGUUAUCUCCGGAGGAUCCAGACUCAGGAGAGAGUGACAGCAGCGGCCGUGAGGACUUCAGCUGGGCCGGGUUAUUCUCCUUCCACGACCUGCGGGCAGUCCACCUCCAGCUGUGCGCCGUCAACUCCGACCUGGAGCCGUGUCUGCCCUCCUUCCCGGAGGAGCAGUCUGGCGUGUGGACGGUACUUUUCGGAUCAGCCGGGGUGUCUCAGCGGGAGACGGAUGCCCUGUGCUACCAGCUGCAGGUAUACCUGGGUCAUGCUCUGGACACCUGCGGCUGGAAGAUCCUUUCACAGGUGCUUUUCAGUGAAGGAGACGACACGGAGGAGUACUAUGAGAGUCUGAGUGAACUGAGGCAGAAGGGCUAUGAGGAUGCUCUGGAGAGGGCCAAAAAACGCAUGCAAGAGGUAAUUUAAUACUCAAAAUCUAAUUAUUCUAAAACGUGUGUGAUUAAUGUGUUUAAAGGUGCUAGAUCAUGGCAGACUUCCAUUUGAGUAAAGCUUUUGAGACACAUAGCACGGGUUCUGCUUUGUCCAAAUAUGGAAGCCCUAAGUGGACAUGCAACUAUAAAUCCCUGAUGGAACUUGGAAUAAUAAAAAUAACUUUAUUUAUAUAGCACUUUUAAAAACAAAGGUUAAUAUAGUGCUUUGACAUAUAAGUAAGUAAACUUUAUUUGCAUAGCACUUUUCACAGACAAAAGAGUCACAAAGUGCUUCACAUAGACAAAAAAAUAUAUUUUGUGAUUUCGCGGUCUAUAUUCGUGUCGGCCCCGGUGUGAAAGGACCUUAAGUCAUAAUUGUAUGCAAUAACAGAAGAGGUAUAGCCAUACAUUGAGGAAAAAUGAAUUGAAACAUGAUGCUCAUGCUACCCACUGCAGGAAUUUAGGAGGACCUGCUGAGAACUAAGAACCUCAGCUAUUAUACACUGUAAUAGCAGUAUUACCUGGCUGUAACCCCCUUCUCUCAGUCAGCACAGGGCGUUGUGACAUUUUCUCAGCAGAAUCAUUUAAAGUCUUUCAGCCGCUUCCUCUGAAAACGGUGAACCUUCCCUGAAUCACCACAUCACUAUUACCACCAUCAAUGCAUUUUCUGUAACAUCAUUAGACCUCCAAACCAAAUCCCUCAAUGUUCUCUUGAUCUUCUCUCUUCAAUUCUCAUGAUUUGUGCGAGUGACCUCUCUGUCACAUAACAAUGAAGUGCAACGAAGAGAGAGGGAGUGAUUGAGGAGUAAUAUCAACCAGUGAUGAAAGUUAAGAAUGCCAAGCUGAUGCUUGAUUGGUCGUGUAAGUGCUAGAUUCAACAGGAUAGUGUUUGAUUAGUAAUGCCUGAUAAAGACGUAUACAUUGCUAUACUGUCAUGACUGAGGCUGUAACACUGGCCUGUUAUCAAGCAUUCACAGGUCAUUUCAUCAAAGAACGUUUUAUAGAGAAAUGGAAAAAAAAUAGGUUACACUUCAACACUUCUUUGCACUUGCACAAAUGCCCCUGAAUACAUUGUGAGGUUGCACAGAUUAGUGAUAUAUAUGUGACCAAAAUGCUCCAAAUCUCAAGCCCUGGAGUGACCAGCCUGUUGUUGUUGUUUUGUUCCAAAUCACCAGAAAAUGAUCUCAUUAUGAAGAGAAACGAGCUCUAUCUUGAGAUAAUGAGAUACAUUCAUCUGCUAUAAUGAGAAAACCAGCUUAGUGAUUCUGAGAUAAAGAGAUAAAUGAGUCUCAAGAAAACAACCAGAAGGUACUUGUUGAUGGUGGAAAAUGGAGUAAAAAAGAUGUUCAGAUACGUAUCUGCUUAGGGCUUCCAUACGUAAAUGAAGCGACCCCAAUCAAACUGAUAAAUAAACAGAAAAGACAAAAUAAACACCAAAUGGAUGCACACAGCAGAAAAUAUGAGUAAAGCAUAUCCACAACAUGCCAGUCUCAUAUCAGGUUUCCUAUUUUCACAGAGUAGAAUGAUGUAAAUUAACUUUUUCCUUCAUGUUAUCCCAGAUCCUGACACAGAUAAGCACAACUUACUCCUGAGUGUAACAUGUUCCACUAAGUAUACAUCCAUGAAAGAAGCUGUUUCCUCUUUUGUACAAAACCCCAUUCUCUCAGCUCUGGUGCCCUGUGAUCUUCGAGUGCCUUAAAAUAGCUCAACAAGUAGUAAUUGUACUCAGGAUAAUCACAGAAAAUGCACACUUGGACAUGUUUGGUAUUUGGGACCGGCCUCUCAGUAGAAAUAACUUUGGACUUGGAGGGAUUUCUGAACCAAACCGACUACUUAACAUUUCUGCUUCCCAAAUCCAAAGGGGUUGGACAGAGCUAGACUCCCUUAAGUAGUAUAGGAAAGUUCUGGUUUCGGAUCUACAUUUCCAUGACAGAAAAAUUACCCAAACACUAACCCACUGUGGAGUCAGGAUGGGAUCCAGAAGUGUCUGUGCAGUAUAUCUGGCACGUGCACACUUUUCACAGCACUUUUUUUUUAGGGAGGUGUGGGGAAACCACGGGCUGGUGAAGUCCCAAAGAGAAGUAUGUCGAUUUCAGGGCAUAAUUGUACCUCUUGGGAUGUGUUACCACCACAAGAACUUUCUCCAGGGACUGGGGACUUUUGGAGGUUCAGUGUUUCCCACAGAAUGACAGUGAAUUUGUGGUGGUGACUGUGGGACAUCUGAAGAAGAAACAUCUCCAUUGUGAGACGGUUUUCUUUCUUCAUGAACCCGUUUGUUGAUGCCAAAUUUUCCACUUAGUUUUGGUAUUCAUUCAAGAACCACUUACUUUGCUUCCCUUUGGUCCUUUUUUCCACACACACCCACUCCACCACCUUCCUGCUGUACGUUGCCUUUGGCUAUUCCUCUCCAGCUUUUUGUUCAUCUGCAUCUUAUUUUGUGUAGCGCCUUAAUCUCAGACUGGAUGAUGAUCUCUUUUAAAACAGCAGGUGAGCAGUGCCAGGCUUGUGGGGGAAAUGUAGUACCAGGAAGUUCCAGCUUUGUGAAAGUACAGGGACUUUGAGCUUUCAGUUUUUCACAUUUUGGUUUGUAGUGUGCAGGAUGUAGAGGACUGACAGAAAAGCAAGUUUGAGAAAGUAAUUAUAACUCAGUUUAGGAGUUUAGGAGUCAAGGUUACCGGAUAAAGGGAUAUUCCGGCGUUCAAUUAAUUUAGGGUCAAACACACCAUAAUACUGAGUUAGACAUCCCUUUGAGAGAUGAAAGUUGCCGACCGCUUGCAUCUCUAGUUAUACAAACUUUAAUAACGCCUGCACGAUUGCAAUACAGAGAGCCGCAUACUCAACCAAAACUCCACUCUAUAGCCACAAAUAAUGCUCAGAACAGCACCUAACUUCAUCAACAGGGUCCCAGCCGGAGUACUAGCCACCAAACAUCUUUUUAACAUUGCCCAAUUUCUUUUGCAAAAAACUAAACACAACUCACCUACUCUCUUCCAGCAGCCGCUUGUUUGUAGUGAGGCCUCAGGUCAGUCCAUUACGGACUGCUGCGGGGGGAUGCAGCUCAAGGAAGAACAUUUAUGAUCAUUUCUUUAUCAUUUCCUUGAUGUAAUAAUCAUCAUAUUAAUCAUUUUGCACUGCAGACACGGUGGUUCUUCUGCCUUAGCGUCUCGGUCUAAAUGCAUUUCCAUAAAGAAAUUAUCAUAAAUGUUCUUCCUUGGGCUGCGAAACUCCUCUGCACUUAGUGAACGAUUUGUCAGGGCUCCCCCACGAACAAGCGGCUGCUGGAAGAGAGUAGGUGAGUUGUGCUUAGACUCUUUGCUAAAGAAAUCAGGCAAAGAUAAAAAGAUGUUUGAUGUUUAGUGCUAUGGCUGGGAACUGAACUGUUGAUGAAGUUAGGUGCUGUUCUGAGCAUUAUUUGUGGCUUUAGAGUGGCUUUUUCGUUGUUUGUUUAUGGCUCCUUAGACUGCUGUGUAUUGCUAUCGUGUGGUCGUUACUAAAGUUGGUAUAACUAGAGAGGCAAGCGGUCGGCAACAUUCAUCUCUCAAGAAGGUGUCUAACUCUGUGUUACGGUGUGUUUGUUAGGGUGCUAGAGGGAGGAUAAAUGGAAAGGCAUGGUGAGCAAAGUUGCACAAAACUGGGGUCCAAUAACAAUGAUGAUUAUUGGGUGAUUAUCAAUGCAGCAGGGACAUCAUAAAAUAUAUGCAGAGUGACACAAUAGCUACAACAGUGACAAGUGACAUUGUUUAAAACUGGCAUGGGUAUAACCAAUUGUAACCUAUUAAAAAACCACUGUGGGUUUUCACGUUAAAUCAGACUAAUUGGUCCAUAAAAGAGCAGCAAUCAAGGUUUGUGGACGUUGAUAGAAAUGCAAAUAACAACAGAACUUUUAGUACCAUUUUAAAAGAAUUAUUAGGGAUUGAAAGUUCCUGGUACAUUCUAGUGGAAAUGUAGCUGUGGUCUGCUCACUCUCCUCCUCUUCCUUUAUCCUCCCCUCCUCCUCCUCCUCUCCUGUGAUCUACCAUCUGUUGCGGCUGCACGUUCACAGGCCUGAAAUAUGAUCCGGUCCGGCCAGAGACAGCACACUCUAGUUGGCUGAGCGGUCUAAAGGGAGUUACAGAGAAACAGAGGAGAACAAUUAGAGGUGGAGUAAGAGAAACGAUGUGUCACCACAGCUGUUGAGAUUGUUUCAGCGUCGGGCCAGACAGCUGAAGGCAUGUAUUCAACUCAGCGGGCAUGUAUGAAGCGAACAUAAAUUUAACUUCAUUACUGUAGGAAUUGUGCCAAACAUGACGUAUCUGUGCGAGGGGUGCUGCAGAGGCGAGAGUUAAGUCUGGAUCAAAUCACAGUCAAGAUCACCGUCAGUGUAAGCGCUUGAGAAGAGACAAAGCCUGAGGCAGAGUCCUCCACGUCCGCCUCUGUUGUUUUGUUCAGUUGAUUGACACACAAAGCACAAGCAGCUGUGAAAGGGCUCGGCCAAACCAGGAAGAUGAUUAUUUAAUCACAUAAUGUCUAAUUCUUGUCUUUGAAGGAAAUGGAGAGCGUUUUGGUUGAUGGGACAUAGAUCAGCUCAUAGAUAUGUCCAGAUUUAGGCCAUAACUGGUAGAUUUGUAGACGACUGUAUUGAGUUAUUCUUUUAAAUGAAAAUAAAACCGUAUGUAUUAAAGCAAAUACAAAUAUACAAGUAGUAUUAUGAUCAAACUGCUCCACUGAUAGUGUUACAUUUGAUAGACAAAACUGUAACUGGAGAGAAUAAUCAGCUCACUGGACCUUAGACCCCUCACAGCUCUGCAAUAACACUCACUACUCUGAGGGCGAGACCACAGAUUGGGAUUAAAAUAUUAUGGGAUUAGAGGAAAGUUUAAGGAGGAGAGAAAUACUCAGAGAUACUUUAUGGCUUCAAACCCCCUACACAUUAGAGCAACACCUCUGUAGUGAACCUCAGAUGUGGGACACGCAUGAGUCAGUCGUCAACUGUGUUUUUAUGUUUUUAACUUCAACACGACGUUAAACAAAAUCAGGCGAACAGCUCGUCUGCAGUAAACCUCACAUUUUACAAGCUCGUGGUUAUAUUUUAAUGAAUUUACAGGGCGCUUUGUAGCGAUUCAUGGGUGACGAGAACACAAAAUGUGUUAAAAUGAUUGAACAUUAACCCAACAGUAAUAAGGGCUGCAUGCAGUUAAACAACAGCAGCACUGAGUCUUUGUGACACUCACUGUAACACUUUCAUGUAAGCUCAUGAAAUAGAUGCAUCAGCACUGUUGACUGUUUAUUAAUUGUUAUGCUUUGAUAACAGUAAGGAGUAAAAGUAAAUUACAUCAGAUAAAGGAAGAGAACAACACUGUUUCCCACCGUGAUAUCAUCUGGAUGACAGGAUAACAUUUUAGCUCAGUGUGUGUACAUCAAUCAAUUAGUCUUUAUUUAUAUAGCACUUUUCAUACACGACCAUGUAGCACAAAGUGCUUUACACAGAAAAAGAGAUAAAAGAAACAAAGAAUAUCCAAAUAUACCCCAACCCAACCCCUCAUCCCCACCCACCGAUCAAAACGCAACAUAAACAGUAUUAAAAUGCAUUAACUUGAAAAGGGCUUGAAUUAGUGGAAACAGGAGUGUGCGCACUGAGGAAACGCCAUUUUAAAACUCAUGAUAAGGAAACACUGGAGGUUUAGGUUAAAAUCUAAAAACAAAGUAACACAGAAUGAAAUUUAAGAAAUAUCAAAUAAAAUGAAAUAAAAAGAACAGUAAUAGAUACUAAAAUAAGAGCACCAAAAUUGCUCAAUAAAGGCAAUCCUGUCAUUAAAACUAGAAGCGAUAAAUGCUAAAACGCUUAAAGUUAAUGAUAUAAAAUUUAGUUCAAAGCAAGACUCAAAAGGUACGUUCUGAGUUUGGUUUUAAAGUCAUCAAGAUUAGGUGCAGUUCUCAGGUCUUCAGGUAAACUGUUCCAUAGAUAUGAUACAGUCAGGGGAAAGCAGAUGUUCAUUAUCAUGUGUCACCUUUUAACACAGAAUUAUUUUUAGCUAAACAACACCUGCACAUGCUGCCAACCUGCUGUUUGCUUUUCAGCAUGAGACGGUAUAGACUGAAGGAUUCCCAGCUGCACGCCUUACGAAGUGUCAGCUCUGCUCUGUUUAUAGGAGAGAGCUGGUGUUCCCUUUUUAAACUGAUUUAGCUUUGUAUAGCUCCGAGAGAGUAUUCAUUCAUUCAUUCAUUCAGAGAGGUUUUACAGAAGAGUGUCUGCUCUGAUCACAGUGGAGGAGCGUUCUUCCUGUGAGACGCUUCAAUUAAAAAGCAGAGUGAGAGAGAAGUCCUCCAGCCAGACUGAGCACAUUUAGAACCGACAAACUGGAAGAGUUAGUCCUGAUGAUAGGGCUGGAGCAGCUAUGCUAUAGCUCAUAUCACUCAGAGCGUCCUGUAAUUAUACAGGCAAGUGCACACUGGAGUGCUUUCUGGAGAGGUAUCAGCAUAGAAAUAUCUUUAGGUCGGGACUCUGAAGUCAAAGUCACAGGAAGUUCUCUGGUUCAGGCAUUUUUCUGGUUAUAAAUCAGGAUGUCAUGAAAUUUUCAAACACUCACUUCUUCAUGAGUAUGAAUAUCACACUGUUUGUUAUUUGGCUUCAUUGAAGACCUGGUAACCCUGCUGUCUUUGUAAGUGUCGGCUCAUCGGCUCUAGCGCACCAUGCAGCCGCAAGCCGUCCACUGUUUUGCAUUUCAUUAUUAAGAAGUUUGUUUAUGUAAGAAUAAUACCGAGGAAAAGAUAAGUCUGCACAAAGUUUUAUGAUGAUAAACUAUGCAGCAGUGGCAAAGCGUGUCCUGUUUGUCGCUUCUUUUAUUUUGUUGCGUUGUCCUCCAGCGUGACGUGUGCUUUUAGAAAAAGAUAUUCAGUCUGCUGUCAGAAAACUCUGUGUUACAUCGAAGGUUUGGAUUGAUAAGAUGCCUCACAGACCAGGCUGAUCAGCCUGAGGGUUUCCCUGACCAGCAGUGACUGCAGGGGCAAAGAGUCGGUGUGCCUGGCCAGUGGUUGCCACGGAGACACAGGCUCAAGGUAAACAGUAGGAGCAGUGUUUUCGAGCUGAAUCGUGCAGUGUCUUCCCCGUUCCCCAACGUGGAGGGCUGAGGAAAAAUCAGCCUGGAGCUAAUAUAAGAGUCUCUAUUCAUAUCUGUAGCUGCUCGCAGAGAAGAGCACUUUAUUCAGCACUUUGGAUGAAGAUUGGAUGGCUGAACUUUUCAAUAUUAUCCAAAGCAGGAGUGAAGGACGAGUAUUGUAGCAUUUGAAUUGGAGAUGCUGGUUUCAGAGAGCUGGGAGAUGAAUUGUAUUUGUGUGUACAAUAGCUGUUUUGACAGGGUGUAUCUGCUGAACAAUGAGGAGUCUGUGCACGGCUGGACAUAUGGUGUGAAUCAGCAACUGUUGGAGCAACUUUCCUCUCUUUGUACUACACUACAGAACCAUAGAUUUUAUGGUAUCAUUCCUGACCACACACACACUCUCACACACUCUUACUCCUGCUUUCGUAACUUAGGCUUGUUAUUUCCCCCCUCAGCUUUGAAAGAGCUUUUGUUUGGGACUCAUUGUUACCAUGAAUUAGUCAGAAUUAGACCCAAUUCAGUUGUUCAGGAAUUCCAAAGAAUUAAGCAAAGCUCGCUUCACACACGAUUAACACCUUUUUACCUGGGCUAUGUUUGUUCUUCCCUCUGCGAAGGCUUUAAAAGAAAUGUCUUUCCAUUCAUCCAACUAAUCCAUAUUGUGUUAUAUAUAUGUAGACUUGUAUUGGUUUGGGAUAUAAUGGAAUCAAAAUCAGUUAAAGAUAUAUUCCGGCAUAAAAUUAAUUAAGGGUCAAACACACCGUAACACAGAGUUUGACACCCCCUCAAGAGGUCAAUGUUGCCGACCACUUGCUUUUCUAGUUAUAUCAACUUUAGUAACGACCGCACGAUAGCAAUACACAGCGGUCUAAUGAGCCAUAAACAAACCUCAACCAAAACACCACUCUAUAGCCACAAAUAAUCCUCAGAACAGCACCUAACUUCAUCAACAGGGUCCCAGCCGGAGUACUAGCCACCAAACAUCUUUUUAACUUUGCCUGAUUUCUUUAGCAAAGAGACGAAACACAACUCACCUACUCUCCUCCAGCGGCUGCUUGUUUGUAGCAAAACCUAUGGCUGGGACCCUAUAUGUACUGUUGAUGAAGUUAGGUGCUGUUCUGAGCAUUAUUUGUGGCUAUAGAGUGGCUUUUUGGUUGAGGUUUGUUUAUGGCUCCUCAGACUGCUGUGUAUUGCUAUGGUGCGGUCAUCUCUGAAGUUGGUUUCAACUAGAGAAGCAAGCGGUCGGCAACUUUCAUCUCUUGAUUGGGUGUCUAACUCACUGUUAUGGUGUGUUUGACCCAAGAAUUAUUUUAUGCCGGAAUAUCCCUUUAAUGUAUUACAUUCACAGUCCAGUUACGCCGCACAGUUCGGCCAAUUAGUGUUGUUGGCAGAGCAUCGGUGAGGCAAAGUGACGCAGAGCCAGAUUAGCGAACUUUCCAAAUGAUUAAUUUUAUCUUCUGUCUGUAAAAUCAAAUGCUGAUACAGAUAAUAGAUCAAACAUCAACGUUGCUAAGAGACUAGAAACACUUUGCACUUCUAUAUAAUGAGACCUUUGGAUUCUCCAUUAAACUCCUGCACAUGCUUUCAAAAUACAUUCUCUGGCGAUGUUUCUCUCCGUUUGACCAUCAGGCAAAGCCAUAACUUGAAUUAAUAAAAGGUGCUGAUGACUCAUCCUGCCAUUGGGGGUGUUUUUGUAUCCAAUGAAUCACUUCAUCAAAUUUUAAUAGCCUAUUCUGGGAAAAAUCGAGCCUAAAAGCGAGCUAGCAGGGAUUGUUUGCUAUUAUGUGUUUGUUUAAAUGUUUCAUGUCCACGACUGGCUCCUACAAAUACAAAAUCACCAGCCCCACUCAAACCUGGGCUAACUUCCUGUUUUUCGGGGAACACUAAAGAUUUGUCUCUCCACCAGCGGCGUGGGUACUGAGCGCCUCAGAGUUUUUGUGGCGAAUUGGAAGGACACAUUAGUUUUUGCUCUUUAAUGGGAUCUGUGGAUGAUAACAAAACCGUUUUCUUGUACCAGCGUUGUCCUUUCAUGUUGAAAUGAAAAACAUUGCACCCUGAGGUUCUGUAUCAGCUCUAGUUCCCCUGCUCCAUCUUUUCUCUGCAUGUUUCCUCCCAGGUUUUGGACAAGCACAGAGCCAUGGACAGCAUGGUGGAGCUGCUGCAGGUGUACCCUGAGGAGGACGAGGCGUAUGGAGAGCUGCUGGAGGCGACGACUCAGCUUUACCACUACCUGCUCCAGCCUUUCAGGGACAUGAGGGAACUAGCAAUGCUGCGCAGGCAGCAGAUUAAGGUAAUACACACAGACAGAUACACACACCGAUACGAGUACCAUCUGUUUAAGGGUUUGAUUUAAAGUGGUUUGGAUCACACUGGAGACGGCGAGCUGGUCUGUCCUGGAACAUAUUUGUACUCCAGCAACCAUUUUUCAGGUCUGAGGUUUUGAAAUGCCAAGGUUAAGACUGGGAAACCAGCCUUGGACCACUUCAUGGCGAUGUCCUCGAAUGAGCCCAUGCUCCUUAAGCCCUCUGUAAUGACAUUAGCAUUUGUUACUGAGGGUACAUGUGAUGAUGCUGGUGUGGUAGCCUGUCUGUGCUUCCCUUCAGCUUUGCAUCCGGGAGGUUGUGGAGGGCAGAGGAUCAGGCAGAGAGGCUUUUCCCCCCCGCCCAGAUCGGCUUAACAACCAGCAUAAGUAUUAUUACAGCGCCCACUAAACCACUCAGUGAUUCUGCAGCCUCAGCACACUCCUCUGUUUUCCAUUCUUCCUCCUCUACUGCCUUUCUUUUCAUUCAAGGCUGGGAAAGAGAAGUGAGCUGCAGGUUAAUCUUUACUGUCUCAUGGCCUUCAGACGUGCCUGUUGGGGUCAGUAGGUCAGAGCUCUUUACACACCUGAAGAGAUAACUUAGCCAACAGACAACAGAAGUAGGAUAAAGUUGACAACCUGAGAGAAUAUCUGAUGAAGGUAAAAAUAUUCACCAUAACCAAGGGCAGCUGUGGUUCAGUCCAUGGAGUCAAUUGUCUACGUUUCCAGAUCUGUCCAUGUGCUGAAGUGCCCUUGGCCAAGACACUUGACCCCGCCUGCCCCUGCUGGCUCUGCCCGGUUGUUCUCGUAUGUAUGUGGCUUUGGAUAAAAGCGUCUGCUAAAUGACUUUCUUAAAUUGUAAAGUUGGCAGCAAGUAAUUUUGACGCCAUAUUGGCUCUUUUAUUAAAUCUAAUCUGAAACUACUGAGUCUGUAAACACCAGACUCUAAUACUUUAAUCAAACACUCGAUUUUUAUGUAUAAAAUGCCACAUUGUGACAAAAGUUGUCACACACAGAGCAAGUGUAGACUGUUGUUGUCUUUGUUAUUUACAGAGACCCAACUCUAAUCCACCAUCACUCUAAUCUACUCUUAAUUGGCUGUUAUCUAAGACUUUUCCCCCUCACCGCCUAACUGUUAAGUAGACUCAGAAUCAGUGAUUCAUGGGAUGAUUCCUGUCCCUAUUGUAGAUGUUUUUAAUCAUUAAAUGUAUCUAUUUUAAUUUAAACUGAUAUAAUUUUACCCUAAAUCCUCAAAUAUAAACCAGAGCCUUUAUUCACUCUCACUGCAGAAAGUACAGGGUCUUAAUAUGAUGAAGGUUUAUAUCAAAUUCUUUCCAUCUGAGAAGUAUAGUUGUUCAUUUUUCAGUAACUGAGAAUCUGACUGUGCAGCUUUUACCUGCUAAACCUGUCCAGAGUGCACACAAAGGGUUAAAUGCACCACAAACGGCGCUCCGCAAAUAGCAUCCCUGUGCCCCAGUGAUGUUUGCAUACAUUUAAAUGAACCAUUAUGCAUUCAUUUGGAGUAAACGUGCCCCUUUCCAUGCAAAGGGCCCUCGACACAAAGACAACAAGAACACAUUCACAAACAGCGGUGUUCAAGAGCCACGUGCAGUUCAGAGGGAGACUUCACUGUCUGCUGAGAGUUGGUGGUGAUGGGGGAGGGGUUUAAGACUCUUGAGUGAUUAUGACAAUGAUUACAUGUCUGGAUGACAUUUAAAUAAAAUAUCUGUAAAUAAAGUCUGUCAGUAUCACUAUAAAAUGUUUUACAAUGAUCAGGGGUUAAAUCAGUCCACAGCUUAACCGCCUCACACACAGGCUGUGCCUCUAAGAACAACAGAGUUUUUUUUUCUCUUAAUGAGCUGCUUUUGUUUUCUCCAGAGAACGAAUAUCUGGCUACUAUCUGUGAAAAUCAGUAUAAGGGGCCCAGCUAAAAAUGAGAUUCUGAACUGUAUGGGAGGAUUUAUAAUACAUCCAUCAAAGUCGAGAGGAGUUAAGAGCAAGCUUCCUCUCCAGAGAUUUUCGAUCAGUUUAGGGACUGUAAAUAUAGUGACCUUGUAAGUCGAAAGAAAAGGAUUCUUGACACAGCCCCCCUCAUACAGGGGUGUCCUUCCCACAUAACUGCAGGAGUUUCCAGAUCUCUGUGUGAGGGUAAGGUGGAGUCCAGUCCAGCUGGUCUAAGAAAAUAAAAAGGACAAAGUAGGGAGGCUGAAGAGAGGCAGCAGUUAGAGUGGCGUGUGCAAAGCUCUGCCAAAGUCUGUGUCUUGUUAUCCGGCGUUGUGCAGUAAUCGAGUAUUGAACUACACUAAAGUGAGCCCACUGUCUGAUCAUGUUGUGUGAUGUUCAGAGCUCUUUGAAUCAGACACAUGCUGUUUCCAUCUCUUUCUCUGUCUUACCUUCUCUGUGAUAGACUCUCAGCUGUUCACCCUCUGUUGCGCUGUGAGUACUCUCUCUCUUUUCUCUAAACUGCAUUCCUCCUCACGCAGCAUGCUCAUCCAGCAUCAUGUCACUAACCAACACAAGCGGCCGUGUGGGUGUGUUUAUGAGUGUGCAUUAUGAUGGUAUUUGGGUUCUUGGGCGUAGUGCAGAUCUAAAUUAAGACGUGUCAUAGAAGUUUAUGGAUGUUUUUUUCUAUUAAAGGAUCAGGCCGGUAAACUUUGAAUGUUUUGUCAUUGUCAACAAAUCGCACAAUGAUACUGGGACUUAAUCUUAGGAGCAGUAGAGCAAAAAAACUCAUAAAAAACACACUGAUGAGCAGCUUUUUUUACACUGGCUGACAUGUUCCUCCAUCAGCAUCAAUGCACAUGUUGACUUAAUCACACAUACAUCAUCCUGCUGCAGUAAAUACUCUCUAAACUACUACAUGGUUAAUCCACAGCUAAAAAUAGUCUCUACCAAAUGCAGAAUUCACUGAUGUUUGGGUGAAAUCUGCUAUAAAACCAGUGUCCAGCUGCUUGCAGUUAUUUUUUUUACCCUUUUUAAAGAAUCAAACUCAGUACCUCUGACCUCCUUCUAAAGAUUCAGCCAAACAGAUCUCUGUUAAUACAGCAGAAUGAGAAAAUGAAGAUAAAUGUAAGAUGCUGACUUCAAUCACUGCAGUAACAGGAGGGACAAACUGAAGAACGUGUCUCUGAUCGCCUGCAGAGCAUGUAGUAAAUACUGUUGGUAACAUUUACACAGGAGAUUCAGUGUGGGGGAAAUAGUGAUCUAACCAAGAGGGGAAAAAAACAGUAAAUAUAGGUGUCAUCUACAUGUGCCCCUGUCGAUGCAAAUGAGUCUUUUGUGGAUCAGCUGUGGGAGGUGCUGCAUGAUGGAAUACAAACUAAAAGGGUUUUGCACUAGUCCCAAAUCCUCAGACAGUGUCAAGAACCAUUUUUAGACUGAACCAUUGGCACAUCCUGAUUUACAAGGCUAUACUUGGCUGUCUUCCACACAUACUUGUGUAAUUGUAUUCAUGUUAAAAGUUCUGGAAGCUGAAGCCUUCGUUCUGUGACUCAGACACAAAAUCUGCUUUUGCUAUCUGUCCCCAAAGUUCAUCUUGAAAUGGGCAAAAUGAGUUUAAGAUAUGCUGCUCCUGCAGACUGGAAUCUGCUACAAGAAAAACUGUGUCAUUGAGAGCUGGUCUCUUUAAAUCUUUUUAAACGUAGAUUAAAGGCCCUAGAGGAAGAUGAAGCAGGCUGUAAGUGCUUUGACUGAAAAUGUUCUGCUCUGCGACCUUGACUUAUCUGGUUGUUAUGUCUGUCUGUAACUUUGUAAAUGUACUGCUGCCUGUCUCGGCCAGGACACUCGUGCAAAUGAGAUUUUUAAUCUCAGUGAGGUUUUUGUUUUCUGGUUAAAUAAAGUUUCAUUCAAGUCUCCUGUCUGUGGGGGGUGAGUCUUAAUCUAAUCUCCCUGUCAUUUUUGUUCUGCUUAAAGGGACUUGAGUCCAAGUCUCAAACUUGAGUCUCCACUGCAGUCUGGACAGUUUGAAGUGGUUUCACAGCGUCCUCUCACCAGAAGCUAAAGGUCAGGAAGUUUAACCUCUUGGAGUUCAAUGUUUAUCUGUGACUUUAGAGGGGAAAGAACCUGGAAACUGCCCGUGUGAUCUUUGAUAUUGCCUUCUUUUUAAAGCUGAAUAGAGCCUAAAUGAGGAGUCAUGUGUUUUUCCACAAGACUUGAGGUGUUCAGGCGUCCCUAUCAUUCAUCCAGUUUAAUUCUGACACGCUUCAUGAAGCUUUCUGAGAAUCUGAAGUUGGUUUAACGCCAAAGAUUCAACCCUACCACCUGCUGCCCUCAGGCCGAUCCAACGGCCGAAAACAAAGCUGUAUGCAAAUGAUGGCGAGAUGUCUGCAGAGGAGGCGGGUUUCUCCAAAAGUGCUGAGUCAGGCCAUCACAUAGGCUCUCUCUUUUCUAUGAUAAAAGGAAAAGGAACCAGGAGACAGAAUACCGUUAUUUACAAACAGUUGGUAUCAUCUCACGACAGGAAGGUGACGUGAAAAGGCUUUGGCAGCUGAGUAUCAGUUUACUGCUAGAAUUUCAAACAGUCCCGACUUCAUCUGCAAGUGUGACUGACACGCCUGAGGCUGUGAAGCUGCUACAGAGCUUCAAGCUGAAAGGCCAGACCAUUUUAGUGAGCCAGAAUGAAGAUUCAAGAGGACUGUUGUGUGGAAAACAAAGAUUACUGUGGGGAAAUGAAGGGAAAGGUAUCCACCAGCUGAGUUUUGUAGGAAGUGUUUAAUCAAAUGAUUCAUUUUCAAAACAAAGAUUUCUUUUUUUCCUUAAAUGUAGAACUUUAUUCCAGUGUUAACCCACAGGAAGUCUUUAACAACCCGCUGAGCAAUAGACAGCUAUUAGACGUCUAGUUUUUUUUUAGACUUAAUUUCAACCAUCUAGAUUCUGUGUAUUUUAAGAAGAAAUUUAGAAGUCGCACUUUAACCCAUUAUCUGAUAAAUAUCUAUGUCAAAAAGCAACAGUGAGUUGCAUAACUGAUCUCCAAGUACUUAACCAAAAUAAUUAUGAUAGCUGUUGAGCAAUUUACAGUGUAGUAAAGAUAUAGCAUAGAUAUCGACUUGGUCUUAACUUGGUCUAAAUUUAGACAUCUAAAAAACUUUCAUUUUUAGACCUGUAGUAGCCUGAUUUUAAACCACUCGUCUGGGCUACAUUUAGAUGUCUGUUGAACCUCUUUUAGACCAAGAAAUGCUCAGCUGGAAUUGGCUUUAUGUUUGAACUUUAAUGUAUAAGAGAGGAGGAGGGAUUUUGGGAGUGAAGUCUUCCUAACCUUUAAGAUACUCAGCUUCCUGUUGCGUACAACAGAUGACUAAGAGAGUUUACACCGAUGAAAUGUGAGAUGAUAUGAUCUUUAGUAUUUGGCUUUUUGGUUUGAAAUCCUAUCAUGACUUGACUUGUCAUGACUGCGUCUCUAUCCCCUGAACUGUGGACAUCUUCUGAGCGGUGAGCAGGUGGAGCAGUGAAUGAACGCUCACCUGAAUUAAUCAACAACAAAAGGCGCUGAGUGUCUCGGUGAAUGCUGCAUUGUCAGCUGCAUUGUUGCAUGCAGAAGUGUGCAGAGCAGGUGUCCUGUUGCCCGGAGGUCAGAGGGCAGCCAUGAAUUAAAGAUGCGGUUCCUCUGUAAUGUGUCUGAGAUACUUUUGUACCGACUCGAGCUCCAGUUUCUGUUUCACAUCGAAUAUAUCAUUACGUAGCAACAGUCGUCAUGGCGAUCCUCUUAAGCACCUGCUGUGUUUACCUCCAGCUGUGAUGCAAAUUUUACACAAAUGUUGAAAAAUGACUUAGCUUGAAUCCAAAGGUGGAAGUUCAGUGACUCAAACGGAGGUAAAUGGAGAUCCAGGAUGUUGAUUUGUAUCAGAUAAUCUCUGCUUUUAGGAUAAAAGACAUUCAGGCUGCAGCGAAUAAUAACUUUGUUUUGUCUCCUGUGAGGAUUUUUUUGAUGUCAUGGAAAAGUCUGAAAUUCAUAUAAAUGCUUUUUUGUGAUUUUAGAAAAAAGAUCAUCAUCUCAAGACGACAUCUUCAAACGUCCAGAUUUGUCUAAAUCUCAAAUAUGUCCGGUUUUCCGUCAUAAAUAAUUAUAAAAUACUGAAAAUAUACAGACCCGAGGAGCCUGAGUUAGAAGACUGGAGUAAUUUUUUUUUGGAAAAGCUUUUAAACCUUUAAAGCUGCAGUGAGGAACUUUUGGGUAGGGUGACAAUAUUCUGAAUCCUCAUAAAGAGGACACAACUAUGCGUGGGCGGAGUCACAGAAUUGUGCGUAGUUAAUUUUAAGAGUUUUUCGGGUCAGGUCGAGGGUUUUUUUGCACGCUCCUAACUCAGUAUGUCCACGCUACACAAACUCAAAACUUCCAUACAAAACCCUGGACAUUUGAAGGACUUUAUCAACUCCCCUAGACAAGGCCGGACAGCCCCCAAAAAAGAGGACAUGUCAGGGUAAAAGAAGUUGACAAUCACCCUACUUUUGGGUAUUUUUGUUUUUGAUGCCUCACGUGGACAAAGAUGUACAUCUUAUCAUUAUACCGAUCUUGUCCUCUGAACGCCAAAGCAGUAUAUGUAACCUUGAUAAAAUAGCCAUAUGUGUCAGCAGGCAAUUCAGUCUCACUCAAGGCAUUUAUCUAAUGCAAACACAGUUAACGCCGUGUUUUUAGCCCUGAUCAGGCUUCAUUGAUAAGAGGUGGAGGAAAGGCAGAUCCAGAUGUUGGCUAUGAUUCACAGCUGAUACCUUUAUCAACUGUCCUAAGUAGCCUGUGAGAGAGGACUGGUGUAUCAGGGGUUUAAGCUGAUUAUUUGACUGUCUUGAAAAACAAAUCUUAAAAAUAUUAAAUUCAUUCCAAAAAAAAUGCAAAGAUAUUUUUUUUCUCAGUGCCACUCAGCUAGGAGAAAGAGGAGCUUCACUGGGGUGCGACUGUUAGCUGCUGAGAGUUCACCCUAAUGUUGUUUUUCUUGAAUGUAACCUUUAAAGAAGAUAACCCGAGUUUAAUCCGUCCCUCCUCCUCCUCCUCCACAGACUGACUGUCUGGUAUCUGACUCUGUGUCACUCACUAAAAGACCUUUUAGUUGCUAUUUUAACCAAAUGAGAUAAUCCGGCUGUAAUUCAAGCACCCGCCAUGAGAGCUGGCGUCACUUCUAUCUUCAGGGAGUCAAACACGUCUGUGUUUUGUCACCAGCAGCUGUUGUCCAGAGGUGUUAAAGGAGGUCACUCACAACCACAGCUCCCCCCGCUGCUGCAUCCUCUCUGCUGUUAGAGCGGAGUGUCAGCUGACUCACUGAAGAUCAACACAUAAUAGGUGUGAAAACAGUUUCAUCAGGUUAUUUAUGAGACAACGAUUAGCUCAGGAACUCAGUGACACCAGGUGUGGGUGAAGUAAGCUGGUAUCAGACACCUCUUUUACAGUCUUCAAUCAAACCAAGAGGAUAAAGAGCUGGACCUUUGUUUAUUACCUGUCUGCUCACAAGUCUGUCACUGGAUUUUCAUUCACUAAAACAGAAAGUAGAACAGUUAAUAGACUGAUCUGAUAUCAGGAGGAGGUUGAUGUCAGCGAUGCUUCAAAAACAGCUCUUUUCACUGUUAAUGCGUUAAAACAGCAGGCAGUCAGUAUCUGCUGCUACAGGCUCUCAAAGGUAAAUAUUGACAUUUCUGCUGUUUUGAUCGGCAGGCGAGAUGAUGCUUAAAUUACGCUCACACAUAGAGCACAAUUAAACACUGAGAUGAUGUAAUCUCAUUCACCAAAGAUUCAAGUGAAUGGCAGAUUUUCACACAUUCAUUUAAAAACCGGUUAUUGUUGGUGCUGCAGCAGGUCACAAAUCUAAAAAAACUCUGAUAUUUAAUUGUUAAUUUUUCAACAGCGAUAACAAAUCAAAAUGCAUCUCAGUGAAUCUUCAUCAUGUAUCAUAACCUCAGAUUUCUUCCCUAUGUUCAUAUUAAUCCACUUCUAAUAAUCAUGAUAAUUUAAGCAGAUAAAUCUGAUCUGCUUUUUCAUUUAGAGAGUGCUUUGUAAAACAGACUGAUAUUAAAAACAGCAGAUUUGUUUCCUCCAUCAGAGAAUCAAAAACGUCGAAGAGAAAGUGGAAAGCCCUCUGAGGACAACAAGUUUGCUGUAAUCUACAGAUGUCUUUUUUUUGUUUUCUAAUCUGGUCUCUCAUAUGAGCUUUGAGUAUUAAAUAUGUGACACACAUACACUGUUCAUCCGCAGAGAGACACACAGAGAGAGAGAGUGUGUUUAGGACUACAUCUCCAGUUUUUGGACUGAUGACAGAGCUGUAUAACAGAUCUUGUCUGGCUGAGGUUACACCUACAGACUGUGACAGGCUGGUUCUGCAGCUGUAAAGCUGAUACCUUCCUCCCUCAAAUACUGCAGCGUUAAAAUAGUCCGUCUUCUCAUUAGUGGUCUUUUCCAUUUCAGUCUAUUUCAUCCUGAUAAAAACUCCUGUUAAAGUCCGCCAUGACUUUCAUAAGACUGAAUUGUCUUCUUGUUUGUUCAGCACAUACACCUACUGUCUUCUCUUUAACAAUACGGCACAGGAACUAAGCAGCACUGCACCCUGACUUUACAUCUUUCUAGGGCUGGGCGAUAAAACGAUAAUGAUAUAUAUCGAAAAUGAAUUCCCCUCAAUAUCAAUAUGAAACAUGGUCAAUAUGCUUUUCGAUAGCCAACAUUCCGCCAUGUUUUGGUUGACUAUACGAAUAACCAAUGAAAAGGAGAGUUGUUUCAGGUCCGCGCUGCGCUGAACCGAUCACAUCGCUUUCUGUAGUGCAAUGUCUUGCGACAAAACUUCUAAGGGACACAAAGACCUCACAGAUGCAGUAAAUUUUUGCAAUUUCUAAAAGACAUGCUACCAAUAAGUACUGUUAAAUUUCAUUUAAUAGUAACAGGGAACAUUUAAGUUUGACAAGUGAUUUUUUUAUAUUGUGAUAUUUAUCGAUAUCGACUGAUGUGGAAAAAAUAUAUCGUGAUAAACUUUUUCCUAUAUCGCCCAGCCCUACAUCUUCCCCAUUGAUCCAAGGACCACAUGUGACCUGGACUGUGGGGGUCGAUUUGCUUCUGCUUUCCUUUUCUUUUCUCAAACUUAAUUUUGAAAUCUCACCAGAUCAUCUUCAUAAGAUCGCUGCCAAGAUGUUAAUGACUUAAAUCUGAAAUAAUGGAGGAUGCAGUGACCUUUCUUUAGGGGUCACCUGCUAUGGGUUUUUCAUGACAGUCUGCACUUUUGAUAAAUCAGCUGUUUACAGGUAAAACACGAGACUCUUGACUCAUAAAGGAGCGUAUUGUGGGGCCAAAUCAGACUCAGCAGACAGUUUUCUGAGCGGGUACAGUCUCAUGUUUCGAGCAUUAGCAGAAACAAAAACAAGAGCAGACCUAGAAAAACAUUUCAGCUGAGGUGAGGAUGAUGAUGAUGCUCCUGUUUUGCAUAAAACCAGUCCAACAGACUGACAAUCACAGAGCUGCAGACUCUAACGCAGAGAUGUUUGGCUGAAGUUUUUUUAGAGUCACAGAGGUCAGCCUCAACAACAGCAGAUGUUCUGACAGUCUGACUUGUCACCACGUCGUCUGACUGAUGUGCAGCAGCGGGACGCUCUUCUCGACCAUUUGUUGCUCCGUGGGUGUUCAGCUUUGAAUCCUGCUCCGUUUUCACAUGUAGGUGCAGGUUUUUCACUCCUUCUGAGCUGGAUCUUGUGUUUUCUUUAAUUCCUGCUCGUUUCUGUCACACUUAUCCUCUCUGGCGUCUGACGUAAUCCCUCCUCCCUUGCUCGCUCCCGGUUUCACCCUCAAAACCACUCCCUGUUCCCGUCCCUCACGUGCAGACACACAAACCCUCUCUUACUGUAACUCACAGACACAAUACAUCACUUCUAGCAUGCAGGCUAACAUAAAUCACUGCCUUUGAGGUUUGUCUGUAAUUGCUAUGCUCUUGUUUAUUUUUGAGCACCUACACACAUCUGUUUCACAUCCAGAUAUUAAUAAGACUGUGUGUGUGAGCGAGCGCGGCCCUGCUGGAAGUCAAUGUGUGUGUACAUUUUGUUCCAUGUGGUCUCCUCUCUGUGGAGGAGGAGGAGUAGGAGGGGGGUCGGGGGGUUCAGACUCCACGUGGCAGAGCUUUUUCCCUCUUUCUCACUAUUUUUCACAUGGCCUGACACGGGCUGGUGAACUGUGAAAACCCUUUAUGAGUGACUUUGUGCCUCGUCAUAAAAAAAAAACCCUCUCUAAAGUGAGCUUAGGUUUCUCCUGUUUGGUCGUAAAAAGGUCUUUUUCUGUCUUUAUUGUUCCAGCAGCUCAGUAGGACACUGGGUUAGUGUCACUCUAAACAUAAACACGCACUGACAUGCCUUUGGUCACCACUUUAGAAUCACUUUUACCACCAUCUGCUGGGUGACUCUGGUAUUACAGAGCGGCUUGUCUGCCUCUGGGGGUUUAAAAUUGAGUGAAGAUUCAGCAGGAGUAAAAGGUGCACUUUAAAACAGUAGGAGGUGUUAUUAUAGAAGCAGGAAAGUUAGGCUAGAGCAGUGGUUCUCAAGUCUAGUCCUCGAGUCCCACCGUCUUGCAUGUUUUGGAUGUUACCCUGCUCCAACACACCUGAUUCAAAUGAUCAGCUCGUUAUUAAGUCAUUUCAGAGCUUGAUAACGAGCUGAUCAUUUGAAUCAGGUGUGGUGGAGCAGGGAAACAUCCAAAAUGUGCAGGACGGGGGGGAGCUCGAGGACUGGACUUGAGAACCACUGGGCUAGACUCAGAGCCGGCCCAAGCCUCAAUAGGGCCCUAAGCAAAAUUUGAUUUUGGGGCCCUCUAUAUCUGCCAAUAAUAUUGAUUGUUGAUCAUUCACACACCUUCACAAAUCUCUUUAAUUUACAUUCCAUGAAAUGCAAACAUACCUUUAUCUUGGCGUUUUUUCUCUUCUUCCUCUUUCUUUUCUCUGCACCUGAAGGAUAUGUCCUUUUUUGCGACAUUGUUUUGCCCCACGACUACCUGCUCUUUAGAUGCUCAGUGCAAAUUAUACAGCAGAAGACACAUAACGGUAACAGAGCUUUGACAUAUCGGCAGUAAGAAUCAUAGGCCUACAUCAGCAGCAGCACUAAAAUCUUUUUACUUUAUUUUAUUUUUACAAUAAUGUAUAUUUGAUCAUACAGAAAGCAUCACUCAUACAUGCAAAAAAAAAAUAAAUAAAUAAAUUUUUUGAUUGCUCUUGGGGGGUCCCCUCCCGGCUGCUGUGCCCUAAGCAGUUGCUAAGUUCGGUUAUGCCUUGGGCCGGCUCUGGCUAGACUGCAGUCAUUCCCAUCAUAAUAUUUCACUCAGUUUAUUUAGUAUUGACUUGUAGCAAUAAAUAAAUCAGAGUGUCAUCAGAAACAAGCGUCAACAAAUUAAGAGUUUAAAAGUUCUUGAAAAUUAAAAAUAAUUGAAUUGUGACUGUGAUCUUUUUAGGUCAGGUCACAGGUUUAAACCUGUGCGCUUUAAAAAAACAUCACACAGUUCAAUGUGCAAUGUCAAAGCCUCUCAGUAGCCACGUUUACGUGUGCGAAAUUUCUUGAUCCGAUUAAAAAUUUGAGGGAUUGGAUAAUCUGAAUCCACUGUUUACAUGGGCGCAAAAUCAAAUAAUCCGAUCAGUUUUAUUCAGAUUAGAAGAAUUUGGACAUGCACAGUGUUGUCUGAUUUCGCUAAAACAACCGUAGAAGAAGAAGAGUUGUAUUUACGCCUGUGCUGUUCACUCCAUCCAAUUCAGGACUUUUCCCCUGUUAAAUGUUGUCACUAGAUGACGCUUUUACGUACUCAUACUGUUCUGUCAAAGGUAGUUCCGUGCGUGCAGAUGUGACAUCAUUACGCUGUAUGUACGCCUUGUUAUGUUACAGGGGUAGCAGACACAGCACCAGUGUCAAUAAUGAAACCUCCUAAAGAGUGAAGACCAAGUCAGGUUAGAGAGUCAUGAUCGGAAUAAGUGUUUACAUGGACGCGUUUCAGAAUAACGAUCGGCAUAAACCACCCCUCUCGAUCGGAAUACAAUUUUUUUCUGAUUGAGCCGAAUUGGAUCAGAAUCUUCCGAUCAACGUUUACAUGACGCAUUUUUAUUCUGAGCAGACAUUUAUGCCUAUGUAAAGGCAGCUAAUGUAAAGGUUUCAGAGGUGUGAUAGUGGACUGAGUGGCUUCACCAAGAGGCACAGCUUGUAAUCACACCGCUGUCCUCCCCCCUUUACACCUCAGAGGGGUCAGAGGCGGAACCACUUCACCCCCUGAUUGCGUUACACAUGGUUGAUGAGGAGUAACAGGGUUGUAAAUAUCCGUAUGUCAGUGAGCAGAUGCUGUCUGGAGUUCCCUCUGGGCAACAUGAAAUCACACACCGGGUUAUUUGAUGUGAAGGAGAAGUGAGGGUGGAGUUUUCUCACGUCGCGGCUGCAGACUCACAGGGUUCAGCAGGCUGGAGUUGGUAGAGAUGGUCAGAGCUAGGGCUGGACGAUAUUGCCUCAAAUCAAUAUGACGAUAUAUUGAUCAGUUCACCUCGAUAACGAUAAAUGGACGAUAACUUCUACACAAGCUGCUCACCCCCUCCCACAUUAACUCUGUCUACUUCAGCGCUACAACUAUUGAGCCGUCCUCCAUCUCCUCACCUGUCUUUCCCUCUUUGUUACGGACUGGAUGGGGUGGAGUCACGUCUCUGAGGACAGCGUCUUAAAGGGGCAUGAGACCAUAGCCUACCUACACACAUCCAAAACCAACUUUUUUUUACACUGAAUAUAUUGACACGGGCAAAAUGAUGUCGUAAAUUUCGGAAUCGGAAAAUUUUUGGUUUAUCGCCCAGCCCUAGUCAGAGCCAGCACCAGAACCACUGAAUCAAUCACACAUUAGGCCACCUUUAUCUAUCAGAGCAGCGACCAACAUAAUAAAAGUUAGAUAAAAUCUGUGGUUAUGUGUUUUUGAAGGCCAGAGGUCAGUGAUCUAUACAGACUGAAUCUAUGUCUGUGUCUGUGCUGCUGAUAAAGAUAUUGAAUGUCUUUGCUUUGACCCCUGAUCAGAUUGCCUUGGAAACGGAGCGCCUGGGUCCCCGCCGUGUGGACGGCCUGAGGAAGGAGGACGAGGAGUGGCAGAAGAAGGCCCACGCCGCCGUGCUCUCCAUACAGGACCUGACUGUCAAGUUCUUUGAAACCACGACUCGGGCACUGAAAGGUAAACACUCACAGAGGAGGCAUUUCCUCUCCUCUACAGAGCCCCUUUGUCGGCCCUUUGUCUUUACUGUGACCUUUGAACCCCGGUGUUGUGUGUUUACUUCAUGACAAAGUGCAGCGAACACUCCACGUAGAGAUGAUUUAAAACCAUCUCUAACCUCUCACAUACCAGCCUCUCCUUUUUCUGUGAGAAAGUGUUUUAAUCCUACAAAAAAUUUCAGCUAUGAACUAGCAGGAACCCUGUCAGCUGAUUAACGCUAAGGUCACACUUAGCUGGAAUUUUCUGAGUCAGAAGUUCACUUUUAAAAAUAAAGUAACAAAUAAAUAACCGAUAGAGAGUUUAAAGAUCAUAAAUGAGGUUUCCAGAAGUCUUGUUUGUCAUCUUUGUAGACUCAAAAUAGUCGCUAUCUAAUCUCUGAGGAUCAAAAUUCUUCCAUUUCUGACAGUCGUCUCAUCCUGUGUUUCAGCUUUGUACGAGCGAAUGCGUGCGGAUCAGAGGAAGUUUGGAAAGUCGGCGUGGACAGCGGCGGUCGAGCGUAUGGAGCGGCUCCAGUAUGCCGUUUCCAAAGAAACCCUGCAGCUGAUGAGAGCGAAGGAAAUCUGCCUGGAGCAGAGGAAACACAGCCUGAAGGAGGAGGUAGAGUGACUCCAUGACGCACAGCGAUUCAUCACAGCUGAGAGAAACGAGGGCCUGUGAUUCAGAGUGUCAGAGACGAUAACAACAGCAAUGAAAGACACUGAACACUCAGACGUGGAGAGGAUGGGAGGAGGAGGAGGAAAAAAAAGGGAGAUAAUGGUCAUGUUUGAAAAAUGAGCUCAUGGCUCAGACAUCCUGUAAUGGAGGGAAUAACAUCCUGGUGAACAAGAGUGGAGAUGACUCACUGAGAAUGAGUGCAGGGGUCAGAUGAAGUGAAAAUACAUGAGGAACGCAGCCUCAGAUAUGAUCCACAGUAGAAGAAGAAACUCCAGAAUCUACCACACAUGAACUCCUGACAGGUUCAGGAUCAGAUUAGGACACACAGACCCUCUUAUUUGCAGGAUUUUGCCUUCACACACGUACAUCACACCUCUGUUUCUCAGGUCAUGGAGUCAUUUUUCAUCGUGUCACUUCAGAGAGUGUUAGGAAAUAGAUCAAUAAUGUUAUCAGAAGUUAGUUCAGGUCGAGUCAGAGAUAAAAGUCUGCGGAUAAUGCCAGAUAAACAUGAAACAGACAUUUGACCUCCAGUUUACACAGAGGAAUAAUUGUGUUGACUGUGUGUGUUUUUAGAUGCAGAGUCUGCAGGGUGGGGAGGACGCCAUGCUGCGCCUGGACCAGCUGGAGGCGCUGUACUACGAGUUACAGCUGCAGCUGUACGACAUCCAGGCGGAGGUGCUGCGCUGUGAAGAGCUGCUGCUGACGGCUCAGCUGCAGAGUCUGCGCAGACAGAUGACAGGUGAGCAGCCAGGGGUCCUUUUAGAGGGUCAUUAGUGGUCUCUGUCUGUACAGGAAAAUGAUCUGAAUAUUGAUAAUCCAUAAUCUGUCGUUUUGUUGCAUCAGAGCGGCAGGACGAGGUGGUUUACUACGAUGCCUUCGAGAGUCCUGAUGCCAUGAAGGGCGAGGAGGACCCCGCCUCCCCGCCCUCGCCCCUCAGAGAUGAAGAACUCUGCGUCCUGCAGCAGAGGACACGCCAGCUGGAGGCCCGAAGAGGACGCAUCACUGCCAAGAAAGUCUACCUCAAAAACAAGAAGGUACAAGCUGACCCACACAAGACUUAGUGAGUGAACUUUAGUUAGUUCUAGAGUUUUUAUUAAUGAGGUUUUUAUCCUCAACAGGAAAUCUGUAUCGUCAACCACAACCAGAAAAUGCAACAGAGAGAAGGUGACGGGGAUUCUCUGUCAUCACUGCAACAGGUGAGACUCAAAUCCUUCUGAAGAGACUUUAGGGAUCCCCAAAGGUCAGGAAACAGCUGAUUUAUAUGCUACAGUUUCAUUUCAAGCAGAGUUGGUGUUUGAAAAGAGAAACGCUGUCAAUGCUGAAAGUCUCUGAUUCAGAGGAGGUGAAGAUUUGGAUCAGUUUUCCUCUAAAACACGCCAUGGUCACAUAUGAAGGAUCUGAUUUGUUGUUUCCUGUUAAAGGGAGAAGAGGCAGAGGAAGACGAAGCCAAGAGGAACGCCAGAGUGAGUCAGGAGAGGCAGAGGACUCUGGACAGACUGCGCAGCCUCAAACAGGUGUGACUUCUUUCAAACACACGUUAAUGUUACUUUCAAUCAUCAGGAUUAUUUUCGACUUUUUCUAUCCCUAACCCUCGUUGUCGUCCUCACAGCGUUAUCCCGGUCAGGUGACUCUGAAGUCCACCCGUCUGCGCCUGACUCAGCCUCACAGCCGGAGGAGAGGCGUCCAGCAGCCCAGCACCCAGACCACCAGCGUCCAGACCGACCUCAUCUCCGACCUCCCCGAACUCUCCGCCCCUCCUCCGCCCGACUCCUGCGCCUGCGACAGCAUCUCCCUACCGACUGUUGAACUCCAAACUCUGGACUCCUCCUCACCUCACUUCCUCUCUCUGCCUCCCCUCUCAGCCUCCCCGUCUAUUCUCUCACUGGGUCCUCCACCUCCUCCUCCUCCCCCUCCUCCACCUCCCCCACCUCCUCCGCCUCCGUCUUUAGAAGACAAGCCACAGAUGCAGGCGGGUGAGAAGAAUCCCUCAGACAGCCCGGUGCGGCUCCAACCCCACGAGUCUGAACCUUCCUCUCUACCUUUGGCUCCUUUCUCCCCUCGAUUCUUCGACAGCAGUCAGCUGCUGACGGCGAGGAAGAAGCUGAGGAAGACCGCCUCACUGGACUCUUCACAGUGGAGACGAGGUGAGGGGGGAGACUCUCAGUUUGAUAAUCCUGACUGUUGCCUCUUUUGUGGUUCUGUUCAUGAUGUUCACGUUUGUGUGUGUGUGUGUGUGUGUGUCUGCAGCGAGCUCCCCCAUGGACGAGGUCCUGGCGUCCCUCAAACGAGGAAGUUUCCACCUGAGGAAGGCCGAGCUUCGAGUCCUCGCCCCGGACCCAGACGACGACAGCAACAACAUCCUGGCUCAGAUCCGCCAAGGCGUCCGGCUGAGGAAGGUACGGACCCGACCGGAGCAGCAGCGCCACGCCAAGAGCUUCCCCCACUCAGCCGACGCCCUGACCCGCAGCAUCCACGAGGCCCUGAGGAGAAUCAAAGAGGCCUCACCGGAGUCCGAGUCCGAGGACGAAGGCCUCCCCUGCACUGACUGGGAAAACUAGAAACUCUGAUGAAACUUUUUUUCUGGACGUGUGGAGCCAAAAUGAAGAGAAGAGGAAGUCCGGAGCCGGGGUUCGACCACCUGAAAAAACUGUGGUGCAGUUUGAACAAAAACCCUCGAUUUUUUUAUACCAGACAGAAGUUUUUUGAAAUCCUUCUGAAUGUUUGUAAAGACGGACCACUAAUCUGUUUUUUUUUAUGUCGUUGCUGUGGCAUUCUCGGCGAGGAUACAACCUCUAACCUCUCAUUAUGUCAGUCUACACGUCUGAGUUGUACUGUAGCUUGCUGUGAUGGGUUUGUUAUAGGGAGCGAGUGUUUGCUUUUUACAGUUCUCUCACCUACAGCAGAGAACGACCACUGAUAACACUUUAUAUGAAGGCCCUUCAUUAACGCUUAAUAAGCCACUAAAUAUGCCUUAUUGAAAGCUUUUAAACAUCAAGAAGUGUUAAUAACAGCUUUAUUAACACAUUUAUUAUAGGGCACAGAGGCUCUCAUCAGGAACAAUUUAAUUACCUGAUAAAAAGCAUCUUUCAAAACUAAGUAGUAGCUUAUUAAAGUUUACAGAAGUGUUUUGCAUUCACCAAAAAAAACUUUUUUUCAGAGUAUUUUUUUUCUGUUUUUCAGAUUUUUUUUUUCUGUUCUGUUCUUCUGACUAAUUUUUUUUCAUUAUUUUUUUCUUUUCCAUUUUUCAGACAAUAUUUUUUCUCUUUCUCCAGUUUUUUAUUUCUUUUUUGUUUUUCCAGAUAAUUUUUUUUGUUUUUCUGAUUUUUUUCCUGUUUUUCAGACAUUUUUUUUUCAGUUUUUUCUUUUUUUUUCUUUUCUGUUCUUCAAACUAUUUUUUUUUCUUUUUUGUUUUUCAGACUAUUUUUUUGUUUUGUUUUUAGACUAUUUUUUUUCUUUUUCAGACUAUUUUUUUGUUUUGUUUUGUUUUUCAGACUAUUUUUUUCUUUUUUGUUUUUCAGAGUUAUUUUUUUCUGUUCUGUUCUUCUGACUUAUAAUUUUCCGUUUUUCAGAUUUUUUUUCUUUUUUUGUUUUUCAGACUAAUUGUUUUUCCUAUUCUCCGGGAUCACAAUCAUUUAAAAAACAGACACGUUCAUCCCUCUCUGAAUGUAUGAGAUUUUCACAAGAUUUGGAAGUAUCUUGUUAAGUCAGGAAAAAAAAUGUCAGAAAAAAAGAAAGACGAAAAAAAAAGUACAAAUAACAGGAUAAAAAUUUGUACAAAAAACAGAAAGUGGAAAAGUAUUAGUACAAAAAAAACAGAAAGAAAAAAUGUCCAGAAAAACAGAAAGAAGAACAAAAUUCGUCUGAAAAAACAGUAAAGGAAAAAAAAAUACUAAAAAAAAGUUUCCUUUUUGUUUUUUUAAAGUGAAUGCAAUUUACUUCCGUAAAAGUUGAUCACAGGGACUUUAGUAUGAUGUGUUAUACCUUCACUGAGUAUGUGUGUGUGUGUGCUUUACACUUUUACAUUCAACUCUGUGACAACCUUUUACAUCCAACAUGUUUGCAGAAUAGGAGCUCCCACAUCCUUAAAGGUGCAGUUCAACAUUUUGGCUGUAGAUUCAUAACGGACUCAAAGUUACUGCGAAACAAUGAAGAAGCGUCAGGAAAUCAGCCAAGCUGUUGAAGCAUUUUCACCUCUGAGAUUAUAUCAAAGAUGCACAAAGAUAAAGAUAUGUAAAAGUGGAUUAUUAUUAUUAUUGUUAUUACAGCAAGAGAAAGGAGCUUUGGAGGGAGUUAAAUAAGGGGUUUUUCAUUCAUCGAGUGCCCCCUGUUGGGCAGUACACAGUGAGGAGAUGAGGUGAAGUUCCUGUGUUGGAUGAAGAAGUAAAUUACAUCAGUUAUAACAGUUUGGUUUACUGAUUUAGAGUCUUUACAACUUUACUUACAUGAUCCAGAUCUCAUCAAAACUGAACAAAUAGACAUGAUAGGGACAUUCGAGACUUGGAAUGAUUUUAACUUCAGGAGGAAAUAACUAGCUGUGAUAUUUAAUGGUAAGAAAACAUCAUCAGAUCUGCUCAGAGUCAAAGGAAAAAAGACAUUUACCCAAGAGUCCUCAUUUUUGGAGUUUUGGACUCUCUGCAAACAGGAACUUCGAAUAGGAAAUAUAAUGAGCUUUUAAAGCUGCCACGACAUGUGUACAUCUCUCCAAAGCACAAGAGAUUGAAGAGCCUUUAUCAUAUAAUAGGAGUGACAAGAGCCAUUGAUAUUUAACAUUUACUGUAUUUAUUACUCUGAACCUCUGCUCCAGCUGAAGAUGCUGUCGUUUACAGACCUGGAGGAAGAGUUUCUGUCAGGAUCAGAUCCAAACUGACUGUUUACCGCAGGCCCAAACGGGCUUUAAAGGAAGCUCAGCACAGCCGGGCUGGAAAUAUGAAGUACGCUUCUGUAUUUGCUCUGCUGCAGACGGUAAAUCUCCAGGAUGGAGACCCUGUGAGCGUUUUCCAGAUCAGAAGCAGGCUAGCAGAGUUUAUGCUACAGCUAAUACAGCUAUUUCCAAGGAUGUACCAAAGUAUCUGGAACAGAACACUGGAAAUAUGAACACACAAACAGCUGUAGUUUUUUUUUAAAUCAUAUGAGUGAGGAAAAGAGAUGUCAGAUUUCUGCCUCCUCUUCCUGAUUGUGUCAGUAUUUCCAUAAAAUAAUCAGACAUCUUCAAUUCAUACUGACACGAACUCACACAUGAAGAUUAACUUGAAUCUGACUUUUAAUAAUCGGCUAAUUCUCUCUUGAUAAAGUGAUGUGUGGAGAGGAGUUUGGCCAUCCGCCAUUAUAUUAUUUUACCAAUAACAUAUAAAACUCCAGGUUUUUAUGAGUCAAACCCUUAAAUUUCAAAAUAAAAGCCUGGAGAUUUUCGUUUCAAUCGCUUGAAGACAUAAUUUGAAGCAGAAGUUUGAGUUAUUGUUAAAUUGUGGCCUCAGGUAAUUUAAAUAUAAAGUUAAAAAAGAAACGAAACAUUUGGAUGAUAAUUUUUUUAACUGACCACACACUCGGAUGAGAAAAUAACCUCCAGAUUAAUUUAUUCUUAAAAAGACAGUCAUAACCAACUUCACGGGGUCUUUUAGAGUCAAACAGUUAAAGCUUGAAUAUUUAAAGUCUGUCUGCAGGAUAAUUGAGGCUUUGUCGCCCUCUGCUGGUUACUGACAAGCUCACAACAUUCGGUUCAUAUUAUAUUUAUAUUUAUUUUGUUUUAUCUUCAUGUUAUUCAUCUAAAAGAGUCUUCUCUUCUUUUUCCACUGCCUUUUUUCCCCUCUUUUUUACUGGUUGUUGUUUUGAGUUUGGUGUGUAUGUAUGUGUGAUAUUAUUCCGGUCUCACUUCGUGUUAAUCAUGUCAAACCUAAAAACUCACACUGAGGCUUCUGUUUCUGAAAAGUCACACACUGACGGCUCCAUUUAACGAAAAAGUUGGAAACUUUGGGACAUUAUUUGCUUUCUUGUUCUCGUUGAGAGUUGAUGAAGGAAACCAAAAUUUGAUCAAAGAAAAAAAAGAUAGGUCAGGUUUUUUUAACUUUGCUUGGAGCCCGGUUCGAGGUUUCCUGUUUUUAGUAUUAAUGCUAAGCUAACGAACUGCUAGCUUUAGCAUCAUAUUUACUGUUUAGCCAUGUCGGGUGUCAAUUUUCCCGUCUAACUCUCAGCAGGAGAUUGCAAGUAUUUCCCAAAGUGUAUAACUCUUCCUGAAAAGCAGGGAGUGACUUCUGACAUUAAAACAAACUUGCCAACGUUAAAAAAGUGACUCUGGACAUCUUGCAUGAAAAAACCUGUACGUCUCUGUCAUCUUGAGAUGUUUGAUGGUAUUAAAAUCAUGUUUCAGCCGCAGAUGUUCAAGUCAUCAACAGAAACUCCAUCACUGCUCUCUUUAGUUUUUGGUUGAAGCUAACGUCAUGCUUUUUUCUUCUUUCGUUUAAACCUGUAAAACCCAAACUGUAGAUUUCCUCACACCGUUAACAUGACCAAGUUUGACCUUUUAUGACCUUAUGCAUGUGACUGGUUUUUAGGACGAACCCAUCACAACGUAAGUGCAAUAAUUGAGAAGAAAAAGUCAUUUUAUGAAAUAUACUGUAAUGAAAAUGUAAAUCAUGAAAAUAUAUCCGCAUGCCUAAAUGUAUUGAAGUAUUUAUUGAAACUUCAUAUUUUAAAUGAUUUUUAAAGCGUACAAAUGUAAAUGUACUUUUUAAGGUUUUUCUUUUUUGUUGCUUUUUUUUGUUUCCUAUCAUGACAUUCCUCUCGGCUUUCUAUAUCUCAAUUAUAUAUAAAUAUUUUUUUUCCUUUCAAAAUAAAAGUAUGCUCCAAAAUGCCUCUUUUUGUUUGAAGGUACACUUUAUCACAACUCCACUCCGAGUAUCAGGCAUUAAAAAUUACAGUACAGAAAUGAUCAGCCUUGUUCCUGAUGGUCUCGUUCGCUUUUGUAGGUCAUUCAAGGUCAUCACCAUUAAAGGGAUAUUUUGGCGUAAAAUUACGUUAGGGUCAAACACACCGUAACAACGAGUUAGACACCCCCGUCAAGAGACGAAUACUGCCGAAUGCUUGCUUCUCUAGUUAUACCAACUUAAGUAACGACCGCACGAUAGCAAUACACAGCGGUCUCGGGAGCCAUAAACAAACCUCAACCAAAACACCUCUCCAUAGCCACAA